AUGAGCGUACGGCAGUGUGGUUUUGUCGCACAGCGCGGUGCAAAAGACGCCCUGUAUGAUGCCAUCGAAAUUGUAAAACAAGGCUUAAAACGUAAAGAAAUUGUGGUCGUCAUCUCCAUUGAUAUUGAGGGCGCAUUCGACAAUGCCUGGUGGCCCGGAAUGAUAAACGAGCUAGAAAAUAAGAAAGUAGACAGAUCACUAUGCAGGUUAAUAAGCAGCUAUUUACUGGACAGGGAAAUAAAACUUACAUAUGCUGGUCAUGAGCUCAACCCAUUACUAACAGAAGUUGAAGGCCUAGGAACAUACAUUCAAGCAUACGCAGACGAUAUAACAAUAAUAGCGAAAGAAAAAUCGGCAAAAGAUUUAGAAAAGGAGCUUAAUCCGGUGCUAUACCACAUCAUAAACUGGGCAAAAAAGAGAAAAAUGAAACUGGCAGCUCAGAAAACUCAGGCCAUAUUAAUAACAAAAAAGAUGAAAUUUGAAAAUCCAAAGAUAGUAAUGGGAGAAACGGAAAUAAGUUUCUCUGACACGAUUACAAUACUUGGACUCACGAUUGACGCCGAUCUAAACUUCCUUAAACAUGUAGACAGGGUAACUGAAAAAGCAAUCCAACUUUAUAAAAAAGUGGCAAAAACAGCUAGAACAAACUGGGGCCUGAAUCCUGAAAUUCUUAGGACAAUUUACAUAACUGUGGUAGAACCAACCAUAUUAUAUGCUGCAAGCGUAUGGGGACAUGUGGCAAAUAAGAAACAAAUAAAAACCUGGCUUGACAGGAUAACGAGAACCUUCAGUAUACUGAUAUGUAAAGCACAUCGCACUUCUUCUUUAAUCUCAUGCGCCACUUUAGCUAGAGUUCUUCCCCUAGACCUAAGAGCACAAGAAAAUGCUGACCUAUUUAGAAUUAAAAGGGGGGAACCACUGGAACGAUUACCUGGCAGAGAACUAGCAAAAUCUGUAAGUCCGUACUCGCUACCUCAUCCAGCCAAACGCGUGAACCAAACUUAUAACUUAAUAAAUGCAGAGGCAGAUCUUGAAUCUAUCGGAAAUGACUAG
This is a messenger RNA of Parnassius mnemosyne (clouded apollo), 1053 nucleotides long. NCBI's taxonomy places the organism in Eukaryota, Metazoa, Arthropoda, Insecta, Lepidoptera, Papilionidae. The record is from the annotation of a GenBank genome assembly.